Molecule: messenger RNA, 7489 nt
Organism: Lutra lutra (Eurasian river otter)
Lineage: Eukaryota; Metazoa; Chordata; Mammalia; Carnivora; Mustelidae
Gene: SLK
Product: STE20 like kinase
Exons: 19
Coding region: 201-3923 (1240 amino acids)
Biological process (GO): protein phosphorylation
Molecular function (GO): protein binding; ATP binding; protein serine/threonine kinase activity
Source: RefSeq, a predicted model, not a curated record
CUCCUCGCCCGGAGGGCCGGAGCCGGAGUCGCGCCCCGCCCUCCCGGGGCCCGGCCCGGCUGGAGCGGCGGGAGCCGGGAAAGCCCGCGCCGGCGGUCGCCGCCCGCCCGCCGGGCUCGCGCGGAGAAGAGGGAGGAGAAACUUUGCCUUUUAUUGUUGCCUUUAGUCCUUAAGUGCAAGGAACUCUGCCAGGAGGAAAAAUGUCCUUCUUCAAUUUCCGUAAGAUCUUCAAGUUGGGGAGCGAGAAGAAGAAGAAGCAAUACGAACAUGUGAAGAGGGAUCUGAACCCCGAGGAGUUUUGGGAAAUUAUAGGAGAACUGGGGGACGGAGCCUUUGGAAAAGUGUACAAGGCCCAGAAUAAAGAGACCAAUGUUUUAGCUGCUGCAAAGGUGAUUGACACGAAAUCUGAAGAAGAACUUGAAGAUUACAUGGUUGAGAUUGAUAUAUUAGCAUCUUGUGAUCACCCAAAUAUAGUCAAACUUCUGGAUGCCUUCUAUUAUGAGAACAAUCUUUGGAUCCUUAUUGAAUUUUGUGCAGGUGGAGCGGUGGAUGCGGUGAUGCUUGAACUUGAGAGACCUUUAACUGAGUCCCAAAUACAAGUAGUUUGUAAACAGACUCUAGAGGCCUUGAACUACUUGCAUGAUAAUAAAAUCAUCCACAGAGACCUAAAGGCUGGCAACAUUCUUUUUACCUUAGAUGGAGAUAUUAAGUUGGCGGAUUUUGGAGUAUCAGCUAAAAACACAAGGACAAUUCAAAGAAGAGAUUCCUUUAUUGGCACACCAUAUUGGAUGGCUCCUGAAGUAGUCAUGUGUGAAACAUCUAAGGACAGACCCUAUGACUACAAAGCUGAUGUUUGGUCCCUGGGUAUCACUUUAAUAGAAAUGGCUGAGAUAGAACCACCUCAUCAUGAAUUAAAUCCAAUGCGAGUGCUGCUAAAAAUAGCAAAAUCAGAGCCCCCUACCUUAGCACAGCCAUCAAAAUGGUCUUCAAAUUUUAAGGACUUUCUAAAGAAAUGCUUGGAAAAGAAUGUGGAUUCCAGGUGGACUACAUCUCAGCUACUGCAGCAUCCCUUUGUUACGGUUGAUUCCAACAAACCAAUUCGAGAGCUGAUUGCAGAGGCAAAGGCUGAAGUAACAGAAGAAGUUGAAGAUGGCAAAGAGGAAGAUGAUGAUGAGGAAACAGAAAACUCUUUGCCAAUACCUGCAAGUAAGCGUGCCUCAUCUGACCUCAGUAUUGCCAGCUCUGAAGAAGAUAAACUUUCACAAAAUGCUUGUAUUUUGGAAUCUGUCUCAGAAAAAACAGAACGUAAUGCUUAUGAAGAUAAAUUUAACAGCAAAGUUCUUAAUGAAAAUCUCACCACUGGUGAACCUGAGAAAGCUGCAGAGGGUGUUAAUGAACAUAUUAAUGAUGCUCACUUAGAAGCUAUGGCUGAACUUCGUAAUAGAACAACAGUAAUCGAGGAAAAUGGAAGAGAGGAGAAGAGACCCAAGCUUGAAAAUUUGCCUGACACAGAAGACCAAGGAAUAGUGGACAUUAAUUCAGUCAGUGAAGGAAAAGAGAAUAACAUAACUUUAGAAACAGAUACUGAACAUAAUCUGAAACCUGAGGAAGAAAGGGAUCAGGAAAAACAACAGAUAUUUGAAAAUAAGAUUAUGAAAUCUGAAGAAACUAAAGAUACUGCUCUUCAGACAAUGGAUUUAGUUUCUCAAGAGACUGGAGAAAAAGAGGCAGACAUUCAGCCAGUUGAAAAUGAAGUUAAAUUUACAAAGGAAGACAGCCAAGAGAAAUUGGGAAAAGAUGACAAAAUUCUAGAAGAUGUGAUCAGUGAUACAAGCAAUUUGAUAGGAAGGAAUGAGACAGGAGAUGUUGCUCAGAAGGCAGUUGAAAGCAAUGCUGAGGAUGCUCAGGGUAAUGAUGGGAAAGAAGUGACUGAAGUAGACCAGAAAUUAGUAAGUAAGCCCACAGAAGGUCCCGAGGCUGGUGUUACUGAGAAAGUUCCUAUUAAAGAUGUAGUGGAAACUAAUGAGAUAGAUCAGAAAUCUGUGGAAGGUAAAGAUGAGGAACAAUUAAUCAGCAGUUUAGAGAACAUAGUGAAGACCAAUGAGGAAUCUGGGACAAAUGAAGGUGAGGAAAUUACUGAGUCCAGUAGCACUGAAGAAAGAAAGGUCAGACGUGCAGUAACUCAUACGGACCACAAGGUUUUAGGAAGUGAAACUCGGGAUGCUCAUGAAGCCACUGUUCAGAUAGAUACAGAGCAAAAAGCAAUUCCAUGUGACGUGCCAAUUAAAACAGAACCUCAACUGACUCCAUCUUUACAGCCCAGUGAACUUCAGCCUGUUCCAAUACCGAGUAUUAAUAUCAACUCUGAAGAUGCAGAAAAUAAAGGGGAAAUAGGUGCAUUAUCAAAAACUGAAACCAUGCUGGUUCCAGAAUCUGAGAAUCAAAAGGAAAAUGAUACUGAUUCAGGCACUGGUUCCACUACUGAUAAUAGCAGCAUUGACUUGAAUUUAUCCAUCUCCAGCUUCCUAAGCAAAACUAAAGACAGUGGAUCAAUAUCUUUGCAAGAAACAAGAAGACAAAAGAAAACGUUGAAGAAAACACGCAAAUUUGUUGUUGAUGGUGUAGAAGUGAGUGUAACAACGUCAAAGAUAGUUACAGAUAGUGAUUCCAAAACUGAAGAGUUGAGGUUUCUUAGACGUCAGGAGCUUCGGGAGUUAAGAUUCCUUCAAAAAGAAGAGCAGAGAGCCCAACAACAGCUCAAUAGCAAGCUACAACAACAGCGAGAACAAAUUUUCCGGCGCUUUGAGCAAGAAAUGAUGAGCAAAAAGCGACAAUAUGAUCAAGAAAUUGAGAAUCUAGAAAAACAGCAGAAACAAACUAUUGAACGUUUAGAACAAGAGCACACAAAUCGCUUACGAGAUGAAGCCAAGCGCAUUAAAGGAGAACAAGAGAAAGAGUUGUCCAAAUUUCAGAAUAUGUUAAAGAACCGAAAGAAGGAGGUUAUAAAUGAAGUGGAGGAAGCACCCAGAGAGCUGAGAAAAGAGCUCAUGAAACGCAGGAAAGAGGAGCUUGCACAAAGCCAGCACGCUCAGGAACAGGAAUUUGUUCAGAAGCAACAACAAGAAUUAGAUGGCUCUCUGAAAAAGAUCAUCCAACAGCAGAAGGCAGAGCUAGCCAAUAUUGAAAGAGAGUGCCUGAAUAACAAACAGCAACUCAUGAGAGCUCGAGAAGCUGCAAUUUGGGAGCUUGAAGAACGACACCUACAAGAAAAACACCAGCUGCUUAAACAGCAACUUAAAGAUCAGUAUUUCAUGCAAAGACAUCAGCUACUUAAGCGCCAUGAGAAGGAAACAGAACAAAUGCAGCGUUACAAUCAGCGACUUAUUGAGGAAUUAAAAAACAGACAGACUCAAGAAAGAGCAAGACUGCCCAAGAUUCAGCGCAGUGAAGCCAAGACUCGAAUGGCCAUGUUUAAGAAAAGCUUGAGAAUUAACCCAACAGCCACACCAGAUCAGGACCGUGACAAAAUUAAACAGUUUGCUGCUCAAGAAGAAAAGAGGCAGAAAAAUGAGAGAAUGGCUCAGCAUCAAAAACAUGAAAAUCAAAUGCGGGAUCUUCAGCUGCAGUGUGAAGCCAAUGUCCGGGAGCUGCAUCAGCUGCAGAAUGAAAAAUGCCACCUAUUGGUUGAGCAUGAGACUCAGAAACUGAAGGAGUUAGAUGAGGAACACAGCCAAGAAUUAAAGGAAUGGAGAGAGAAAUUGAGACCCAGGAAAAAGACACUGGAAGAAGAGUUUGCCAGGAAACUGCAGGAACAGGAGGUGUUCUUUAAAAUGACUGGGGAGUCUGAAUGCCUUAACCCAUCAACACAGAGCCGGAUUUCCAAGUUCUAUCCUAUUCCUAGCUUGCAUUCCACUGGGUCAUAACAACAGGAAGCAUUCUGUGGUUGGGUUUGGCUUUUUAGAUAUGUCAUUCUGUUCUCUUCAUCUUCUGCCACAAUCUAUAUCAGAGAGCUUAUGAAGACAAUCACCUGCCUCACCUUCUAAGUGUUUUUUUUUUUUGUUUUGUUUGUUUAGCAAAGAUGAAGGGAAAGGAACCCAGACAGAUGCUGGGCCAUGUUGGCAAAGUGGCAUCUUGGCAGUAAUUCCCUAAGGUGAUUUUGUAUAUUAAUCUUAAAAAUUGUUUUCUUUAGACACUGUUACCUGAAAAACUGUUAGUAUUGAUGUUUGAAGUUAUUAUUAUUUUUUUAAAAAGCUGUUAGGCCAUUGAGUAUUAGUAAAUAUCUUUUUACCUGGCCUGACUUCUCAGUGAUGCCUAAAUUCUAUAGCUACAACUCUGCUGUAGAAAGUUGGAAUAAUUUUCUUUUGGGGAAUCAGCUCUCAGUGAUAAAGCUAUGAGUUGCUCAAAAUACCAUAUUGAUUGAAUAAAUAAAUCUAUUUUGUCUUUACAUAGCAAAGACUCUUUUAAAAAAGAAACAUUAUUGAAAUAAUUUGUCUAAAGUAAUUACCUGUUUAGUCAUGAGUUAAUAAUUAAGGGUGCUAAUUUUAUUAAAAUAGUGCCUAAAACACUAAAUUUCAGUUGAGUCUGAAGUACGAUUUCCUUUUUUGAUUCCACAGGGACAAACAUCCUUAGCAUUAAGCAUUAUUGUUUUUUAAAUCUUGUUCCUAUUACCAUUCGAUAGAAAUUUUCAUCCUAAAAUAUAUGUUGUGCAAAGUUGGAAAGAUUAAAAAAAGGUAGCUUUUAGAUAUUGAAAUUGGAAGUAUAACACUCACCAAAUUGAAAGAAGUAUAGACUUAGGGUCCUAGCUUACUGCCUACAAUAAUCCGUGAGCUGGCUAAGUGACCUCUCCCAUCCUAGCGCAUCUUGUUCAUUGAAAACUCUGCCUGAGGCCUUCAGGCUCUGAGUUAUACUUAUAAAUGUAUUUUCUGACAUUCAUUGUAAAAGAGGCAUAUGUUCAGAAUACUUUUUUCUUAAUCAAAAAAGGAUUUAAAUAAAGUAUUUAGGCAAUGUCAGAGAUGACUUUGUUGUUGAGAGAAAGUCAUUUGUAUUUCGGUUUUAUUUAGUUUCACGUUUAAAUUAUUUACUUUGAUUUGAGUGGGAAAAGCCUGAAUAUCAUGUGGUUGCCGAUACAUGUAAUUAUUAAUAAGAUGUUCACUCUUGGUCCCUCUUGUGACUCACAAUUCCAAGCCCAAGUCCGCUCAGACAGUGUUAUGCAGUGUACUUUGGUGGCUGAGAUGGCCCAUUUGUAAAUGCUGUUUGCCAUUUUCAACCUAUUCACUUUUAAGAGUACUAAGUACCAAACUGCAAACAUUUCAGUUUUUAGUUAUAUGCUGUUUGAGGCUGGUGAAAAAUUUAAGUGUAAUUUUGUGGGAACACGGAUUCAUAAUAAGAAAAUGUAAAUAUCUGUAGCACUUUCUUGCAGUUAAUUUGAAAACUUUGAAUGCUGGACCUUAUUUCGUCAGUGAUUUAGAGGAUUUGAAAAUGCAUGUGAUUUUAAUUUUGUAAUUGUUUUGACAAGCAUAAUUUCUUGGACAACUUUGUAGGUAGCCUUAACUUCUGGCCAAGUUUGUUUUUUAUAUAAAUAUAUACAUAUAUAUAUAUUAUGUAUGGUUGUAAAUUCAUACACUUAUCACAUUGAAUGUGUUACUGUAUACAAAACUCUUUUAAUGCUUUAUUCUCAAAUGCUGGGUUGAAAAUGUUUUGAAAGCCUUUUAAAGUAUAUAUCUUUAUAAAGUAAUAUUCAGGAUGAUGAUGGAAAUUGUUUAUAUUGUUAUGCUAAAAAUGACAGUAUAAUGUUACCCAAUGUAUUUAAUGAUUUAUUUGCAGAAGGAGAGAGGAGGAAGGUUCUCAUACCAUUCUCUCUGUUGAAAUUUUCAGUUUAUUGGCUUUAUAAAAAAAUAUUUCAGGUAGUAUACACUUUUUCAGUAUCUUUUAAAGAUAAUCCUGUGUCUUAAAUAGUUUGUGGCACAUAAUUAAUUUGGUCUGAAUAUUUGAUUCUUUUUAUUCCUUUCAACUUGACAUGAGAGUAUUGAAUAAAGAAAAGAGGCUCAGAGUAGAAUGGUUGACACUCUGGUAAGUUUGUUAGCAAAUCUUGUAAAACCCUUAAAACUGCCUUUUGGAUUCAGUGUUCAUGUAGAGGUUCUCUUUCAAAUACGACCAUAUUCUUGUGGGGGCAGGACUGCAAAAUGAUACAUGUGUAGAGAUGGAACAUUCAUUUUAAUGCUUAAAGUUACAUAAAUCUUUUCAAAGAAGGUGUUUUGUUAUAGAAUAUGCUGUUCUAACCCAUCCCUGAUCACUUCUUGUUGGGCCCUAUAUCCAAAUUGAUAAUAGUGAUCUUUUUUUUGUUUUGUUUUGUUUUUUUUUAAUAGUGAUUUGUUUGUUCUUGCAUGAAGUGUAGGUGAGGAGUUGGGGAGGGGCACAGACUUCUUUGAAAGAGUACAAUCAGAUCUAUUCCUGACUUGGAGGUUUUGUUGGCGGUGGCAGAAUGUGCUAUGAAACGCGUAAAAGAAAUUGUCCGUGUACGCCUUGACGACAGCCUCCCUCUUCUCUCUGUGUGCUGUGGAUAAGCCACACACUGCACUUCUGCAGGCCUAGCUCGCAGAGCUGGUCGCACCAGGUUGCCUUUCCUUGUCCUAUCAGUCGUAGUUGGGUGUGAAUUGCUGAAUUAGCUGCUAUUCUGUAUGAAGUCACAAUUAAGCUUUUUCCUACCCUUUUCAGUGGGGAAGCUGGGGCGGGGGGAGCAGUGGGGAUAAAGAGGAAAUUGAGAGUGCUUAUACUUUGUUGAAAAUAUUAGAACUUUCCUGUGACAGGAUACAGCAAAUUGUAAUUAAAUAUAAACCAGAACCAGAGCUACCUCUAAGUAGUGUUUCCUCAAGCACAAAGCUCUCAGGCAUAUGAGACCCUCUCUAAUGGAGAGUCUCUGAUUUCUUGAGCAUCAGCGAGUUCAGAAGUGACUGUCUUUUGUACUCUGUUAGUUCCCUGGUAACUACACACUUUCUCCCAUUCCACACUGUGCUUAAAUGACAAAGACUCUUCUGAGAAGCCAAAUUCUGUCCAAAAUGAGCUCUAGGUAUUGUUGAUUAAAGGAAAGCCUGGAACUGGAGUGGAAGAGGAGAGUUACUUACCAGUUCUGAGAGUCUUCCAAUGAAAUAAAUCACUUCUUUUCGGGGAAAUGAUCUUUUAUAGAAAAUGGGAUAUUUUAAGUGCUUUUCUUGAAGGCACAACAGUUAAUGCCGCUCUUGUUGCUGGUCUGUGGCUGACAUGGUUUUGACCUGGCUUUAAAAUUUCUGCUAAGCUUGAGCAGAAUGUUAUACCAGUUUUAAACGUUGGCUGCAGCUUUUGGUGAUUCUUGGCUGACUUUUGCAUAAUCACUUCAUGAGCUAAAUUUUCAGGAAGAAUUUUGUUUCUGAUUAUGCCUCUUGUCUAUUUGGGAGCAACAUGUCUUUUCAAUCAUGGGAUUGACAAAUGAAAAAUAAAGUUAUUUCUUAACCUA